Phialemonium atrogriseum is the source of this 2658-nucleotide messenger RNA. RefSeq lists its product as uncharacterized. The transcript is spliced from 6 exons. Gene Ontology annotation, cellular component: chromatin. Bases 1 to 2658 code for a protein of 885 amino acids. Gene Ontology annotation, molecular function: DNA-binding transcription factor activity, RNA polymerase II-specific; RNA polymerase II cis-regulatory region sequence-specific DNA binding; zinc ion binding. Gene Ontology annotation, biological process: DNA-templated transcription; regulation of transcription by RNA polymerase II. The record is from RefSeq and is a predicted model, not a curated record. Lineage: Eukaryota; Fungi; Ascomycota; Sordariomycetes; Cephalothecales; Cephalothecaceae.
AUGCAAGACUCUUCAUUUCACACCUUUCCCGCGCAAAAGCCGCCAGACAAGGUGAUCCGAGCCGUGCACAGAUGCCCACACUGCCCCAAAAUCUUCAAAAGAAGCGAGCACUGCGCUCGCCACCAGUUCUCCCACAACAGGCAGCGACCGUAUCCCUGCCAAUUUUGUGGCAAAACUUAUGCCCGAAAGGACCUCGUCAAGCGACACGAACGGACUAUCCAUGCCGAGGCGUAUUCGAAGCUCGUUCCCACCAGCGGUGGUGAAGCUGGUACAAAUGAUGAUGCCAGUCGCCAUCCGAGUCAAAUCGCUCCUCCAUCCGAGACUGCCCAAUCUCCGUCCUCUCCAGAUCCAGCACACCCGCAAACAAGCGUCGAGGAGUUUGGGCCGAUUGACGGCCCAGCAACACCGGGCUCAACCACUGCGCCUUCAAAUGGGAGCCAGGACACGCAAGCCAUGCUCCCUGAAGGGGUUGGGGCGCUGUCAGUUUCCAGUGCCACCUCGCGACACCCGAUUCAUUCCGGACAUGGUAACGCGACUCAACCCCAUGCAACUUCGACGGGUCUACGGAGACCCUACGAAGCAACCUCGCACGGUGACGGAACGAGCACCAGCUACCCGAUACCGCAGAUGCCAGAUCCUAUGUCCAUCGCUCCGAUAGGCCUCCUGGACUUUGCAAUGGGCGAGAUACUCUGUGAGAAUGAUGUUCGGCGCGAUGGUGCACAGAGGCCCCUCGCUGCUACAGAGAAUUCCGACUCGAUACCAACAUCAGAUGCAUACGAUGCUAGGCAGCCCCUUCAUUCUCGAAUUGCAUCGUCUGCGGAUCCCCUCAGCUUCGUACAAUCCUUGGAUUUUCUCAACCAUGAUCUCGGCAUGAUGGGGGGUGACUUUCUUUACAGCCAAGUCUUGGAAAUGCCAGAACCUGGUGGUUUCUUCAAUUGGCAAGGAGGCAUGGCCGGUCUCUUGGAAUUUCCGACCCAGGCCGCGCACCCGCAACCAAGAUCUCCCGACGAAUCUUUCCCCACUCCGGAAAGUGUUGGAGCAGCUGAGCAUAACGGGCUUGACAGGCAGUCGAAGGAAGGAUCAACGCGGCUACCCAAAGUACUGAAGGAGCAAUCUGUAAAUCCCCCUCGGCUAGCCAUAGGCGAGAACACUUACGGGAGGCUACUUCUCGACACCUUCGAGCGGCUGGGACAACGCGACGAGGAUGCACUUCCCGUCAAGAACUGCCGCGAAGUUCAACACCUGAUCAAUGGAUAUGUCGACUAUUUUCAUCGACAUUUUCCCAUCCUCCACCUCGCAUCGUUAGUGCCUUGGGAGACACCGAGUCCCCUUAUAUGGGCCAUGUGCUGCAUCGGCGCGCUGUAUCGGCUGGACCGUCAGAAAGCACGUCGCAUAUACCGGAUCACAGUCCAGAUGCUCAACGCGCAGUUCGACCAGGACGGCAUACCGAUACCGUUGAACUCCCCGAAGAGUGCGAACGAAUGGCCCUGGGAUGAUACCCACACGAAGCAAGCCUCCCAAAUGCGGCCUCUAUGGCUGAUGCAGACGCGGCCGUCGUCGGGGUUAUCCUGGAGGGAUUGGAUCGAAAGAGAGUCCAAUAAGCGGCUUCUAUGCGGCAUAUUCAUCCACAGUAAUCUGCUCGUCACCCUCUACGAUAUUUUACCCGGAUUUGAUACCACUCAAGACCUUGAUAUUGAGGUCCUUGAAGAAGAAGGCCUGUGGAAUGUGUCGAGCGCCGAGGAGUGGCAAACUCUACGGCAGACAACAGCCGCGCCCACCAAGACCAUCCAAACCGUGCUGGUUGACACGCUCUCGGGCGUGACGGACGAUGAUCCAGCCCCCGAGCCUUACUAUAUCUCGGGAUUCACGGCGCUCAUUGUGAUACACGCAGUCAACGUCCAUGUUUGGCAUAUCAGCCAGGUCUCCCAGACCCUCAGCAAAGGUCUCAAGACGGGAGGUUACGCUUCCAACGUCCUGUUAUCACACACCCUCGCGUCGCUGGCAAGAUGUCGUGACGUGCUACGCCAAUCUCGGACCGAGACUGCUGAGCCUCUGUGGGACGACACAGAAGGUCCCUUGUUGUUCAAUUGCGAGGCCAUGCUCCGCGUGGCCUACACCCGCUUGUUCACCGAUGUGAGCAUGCCGCAGAGAUUCACGCUGCUUUGCAACUCCGGCGAGGACAGGCCUGCGGCGCUGAGAGCCUUGGUGACGGCUAAGCAGGAACGAAGUCCGUUGAUGACCAAGGCGGUUGCUUACGCCCUUGACUCCUUCUUCGUCCCGAUGAAGAUAGGAUACCUGCUAGUGAAGAAAACUGCUGCUUUUACGUGGAGUGUCGAGCAUGCGAUUGCUGUUUGGGGUUGUGCCAUCCUCCUAUGCCGGUGGAUUCACUGCAUUGAAACCCACGGAUCGCGGGAUGCUCCGACAGAAGCAGAGGCUCAACUCAUCGACCAGGUAAAGGCAGUGUUGAAGGAUACGGAUUGCGAUUACGAGGAAGGUCGGUCUUUGGCAGCAGCUGUCGCAACGGCAUGGGCUUCACUGAACAAUGAUGUCUGGGUUUGGGGGAUAACGGCAAGACUGGGUCAGAUCCUGGCUGAGCUCUCGCAGGCGUAUGAGUCCAAUUACAGGGAACACCGGGAAAGGCGAAUGGUGGAGGAUUGA